UCCUGCUUUGCCUCGCCGCGGCCGUUGGGGCGCGCGCACGGCGCUGUGUGAGGCGCGCUCCCGAGGGGGCCGAACGGAGCGGCGGGCGCGACUUCUCAUCCUCCUCUUCUUCCUACCGCACAAAGAAGAGCCCCGUCCGGCCGCCGGUCCCCGAGCCAUGUCCCUCCGCAGCGCUCGGCCUCGCGGUGCCCACGCCGCUGGGAGCCGCCCGGCUCCGGCUCCUUUCGGUGCCUGGCGCCCGCUCAGCGACUGAUCAGCAGGGAGACCAACACCAUUGUUCUGGGGAGGGAAAGGCCAGCACUCUGUGGGAGAGAACCAUGUCUGUUCGAGAGACAUUUAACCCAGAGAGCUACGAACUGGACAAGAGCUUCCGCUUGACCCGCUUCACGGAGCUGAAGGGCACAGGCUGCAAAGUGCCUCAGGAUGUCUUACAGAAGCUGCUCGAAUCUCUACAAGAAAACCAUUUUCAGGAAGAUGAACAGUUCCUGGGGGCAGUCAUGCCCAGGCUGGGAAUUGGGAUGGACACUUGUGUUAUUCCAUUAAGACAUGGAGGUUUGUCGUUGGUUCAGACAACAGAUUAUAUUUAUCCUAUUGUGGAUGAUCCUUAUAUGAUGGGACGGAUAGCAUGUGCCAAUGUCUUAAGUGACCUUUAUGCCAUGGGGGUCACAGAAUGCGACAACAUGUUGAUGCUCCUUGGAGUCAGCAAUAAAAUGACAGACAGGGAAAGAGACAAAGUGAUGCCUCUAAUUAUCCAGGGUUUCAAAGAUGCAGCAGAAGAGGCAGGAACAUCUGUUACUGGUGGCCAAACUGUGUUAAAUCCCUGGAUUGUUUUAGGAGGAGUGGCCACAACAGUCUGUCAGCCUAAUGAAUUUAUAAUGCCAGACAAUGCAGUGCCAGGAGAUGUGCUUGUAUUAACUAAACCCUUGGGAACACAAGUGGCUGUAGCCGUCCACCAGUGGCUAGAUAUUCCAGAAAAAUGGAACAAAAUCAAACUAGUGGUAACACAGGAAGAUGUAGAACUAGCAUACCAGGAAGCAAUGAUGAAUAUGGCAAGGCUGAAUCGAACAGCUGCUGGACUUAUGCACACUUUCAAUGCACAUGCAGCUACGGACAUCACAGGGUUUGGAAUCCUGGGACAUGCACAAAACCUUGCCAAGCAGCAGCGAAAUGAGGUGUCCUUUGUUAUUCAUAACCUUCCUGUUCUUGCUAAGAUGGCUGCUGUCAGUAAGGCUUGUGGCAAUAUGUUUGGCCUCAUGCAUGGGACUUGUCCAGAGACUUCAGGAGGUCUCCUCAUCUGUUUACCACGAGAACAGGCGGCACGUUUCUGUGCCGAGAUCAAGUCUCCCAAGUACGGCGAAGGUCACCAAGCGUGGAUUAUUGGCAUUGUAGAGAAGGGCAACCGCACGGCCAGAAUCAUAGACAAACCACGAAUCAUUGAAGUUGCACCACAGGUGGCCACUCAGAACGUGAACCCAACGCCUGGUGCCACCUCUUAAUAGAGAUGAAAUAGCUGUUUGUUUUUAAAUAGAUCUAUUCCUUUAUCAUCCUACAACUUAAAGAACUGUAAAAAAAGAAAAGAAAAUUUGUUGUGUCUGCACAUCUGGUGGCCUUAGGUCAGUUUAUGAGUGGAUACAAUUAAUGAAAUAAAAUCCAUUGCCUUUUUUUCCUGUUACAUUAACUGAAGAUGCACCUAAUCUUGAGGCAGCUUCUGAGUUGAGAAUUAUAUUGUUAUCCAAUACUGUUGAUUCAUUUUGAAUCUUUAGACACUUAUCUCUUGCCGCAUAGGCUCUUUUUAAAGGUGCUUUCACGUAGCACAGACAUUACCAGUAGUAGUGUCAAACAGCAUCGUGUCCUUUCAUUAUGUGUAUAUUUAUCAUAGGUCUAAUUUGGAUGCCUUGAGUGAUAUUCCAGAAAGGCAAUAAAUUUGAUAAGCGACACAGUGGGUAUACCCAGUAGUAAGAGGGUUGCAUGACUACAUUCAAUCUUUGAUUUUUAUUUUUAUUUUGUAAGGUUUAGUCUUACCAAGAGCAUCUAUGACCCUGGACAUUGCUUGGUGUAGUGCACUCUGUUGAAACGAGCAAGUGCUGACUUUGCAUGGAAAUAGCUUCAGAGUCGAAGGAGUCAUUUUUAAUUUCAUUAUUUGUAGACCUGACAACAUUUACUGUAUUAUCAAUGAUUUUUCUUUAUUGAUGGUAAGGAAAAAAAUCAUUUUUUUGCAAUGUGAUUGGAUGUGCUAUAGUGCAACAAAGGUUUUGCAGACCAAAAGGAGGUUACUGUAUAAUAUUCAUUUACAAUUCACUAUAUAAAUAACUUCACAAAUAAUUUUUAAAUAUAAUCAAGCUAAAAUAAACCUCUGUUCUGUGGAUGGUAGUGUUUAAUACAUUUUAUAUUUUGUAUAGUGAUUACAAGCCUUUUUUGUUUCUUUAAAAUCAGCAGCUGUUUAGUAUAAUUCUUAGUAUUAUUUUGUUCUUUGCUCAAAUACAUUUUUGUGCACGCUUUUGUGAUCUGUGUUUAAAAUCUACAUUGCCAACAUUGCAGCUUGAACUUUAGCUUGUUAUUCAAAAUAAAUAUUUAAUUUUUUUUA
This is a messenger RNA of Tympanuchus pallidicinctus (lesser prairie-chicken), 2584 nucleotides long. It is a transcript of the gene SEPHS1, whose product is annotated as selenophosphate synthetase 1. The record is from RefSeq and is a predicted model, not a curated record. Gene Ontology annotation, biological process: L-selenocysteine biosynthetic process. NCBI's taxonomy places the organism in Eukaryota, Metazoa, Chordata, Aves, Galliformes, Phasianidae. Bases 318 to 1496 code for a protein of 392 amino acids. Gene Ontology annotation, molecular function: ATP binding; selenide, water dikinase activity. The transcript has 9 exons. Gene Ontology annotation, cellular component: cytoplasm.